Molecule: messenger RNA, 1723 nt
Organism: Paramisgurnus dabryanus
Lineage: Eukaryota; Metazoa; Chordata; Actinopteri; Cypriniformes; Cobitidae
Source: RefSeq, a predicted model, not a curated record
UAGGAAUGUACGCAUGUGAUAUGAUUGUGCAGAAAAGAGCAUUCAGUAAACUGCCAGCUAGCUGGAUACUCACAGAGGUUUAAACGAUUAACUAAACGCACUAUGGCGUUUAACUUUGGCCAAACAGGCACUGGAGGGUUCAGCUUUGGGGCUCCUAAAACUACAGCAUCAGCCCCAACAGGCUUCGGUCUGCAGAGCAGCAGCACCCCUGCAGCCGGGGGCUUCUCUUUUGGGAGCAGUCAGCCUCAGACUCAAACCUUCGGAAACCCCCCAUCACAGAUCGCAGGACUUCUUACACAGUCCACACAGAGUAAUGGCAGCACUCAGGGUGGAUUCAGCUUCGGAGCCCAAGCCCCAAGCGCCCCAUCCACUGGAGGCUUCUCCUUUGGUGCCUCUCUUCCAAAACUAAGCACGCCUGCAGCAACACAGCCGGCAGCAUCACAGCCUGCUCCCACAGGUUUGACUCUUGGGGCUUCAACUGCUGGGACGGGCUUCUCUUUCGGAGGUCUGUCCGCUCAGACGUCUAUAGCCCCGCAGCCUACGGGAGGAUUCAGCUUUGGAGCACCUAAAGUUCAGGCAACUUUAGGUGCACCUGUUCAGCCCACCCCUGUACAGCCCACCUCUGCCCUCUCUCUAGGGGCACAAUCCACAGGUUUGACUCUAGGAGCUCCCACUUCUGCCUCCACCGUCCCAACAACUGCAAUUAACUUUGGAAUCAAAGCUUCAGCUACCCCAGCACCUGCCAGCUCUGCCCCGAACACCACAGCUCCAAUGUCUUCUCUGUUUGCUGCACCUAUAACCUCAACACAACUCGCAGGAUUCACUCUGGGCUCUUCAACAGCCUCAGUGGCCCCUGCAAUGACAUCAUCAUCCAUGGCUCCCACAAGCCUAACACUGAAACCUCUAGGAACAGCACCUACUACAACCACAGCUUCUGCAAUCACAGGAGCUUCCACAGGCUUUAGCCUCGGACUGAAGACGGCCAUAUCUACUGCACCAACCGCUAUAGCCGCUGUCACAUCUACUUCUGCUGUCACAACCAGCGCUGCUCCAGUGAUGUCAUAUGCCCAGCUGGAGGCUCUGAUCAACAAAUGGAGCUCUGAAUUAGAAGACCAAGAAAGACACUUUCUUCAGCAAGCAACUCAGGUCAAUGCCUGGGACCGAAUGCUGGUAGAGAAUGGAGAGAAGAUUACAUCUUUACAUAAAGAUAUGGAGAAAGUGAAACUGGACCAAAGAAGGCUUGAUCAAGAACUGGACUUCAUCCUCUCGCAGCAGAAAGAGCUGGAAGAUCUUCUCGGUCCGUUAGAGGAGUCCGUCAAAGAGCAAAGCGGGACUAUUUACAUGCAGAACGCAGAUGAGGAACGCGAGCGAACGUACAAGCUGGCAGAAAAUGUGGAUGCCCAGCUAAAGAGGAUGUCCCAAGAUCUGAAAGAGAUUAUCGAACAUCUCAACACAUCCAGUGGGCCUGCUGACACCACUGAUCCGCUUCAGCAGAUCUGCAAAAUCCUCAAUGCACACAUGGACUCCCUUCAGUGGGUGGAACAAAACUCUGCUUUACUCCAGAGGCGAGUGGAAGAGGUGUCAAAGUUGUGUGAAAACCGCAGCAAGGAACAAGAGAAGAGCUUUCGUUUAAACUUCCAGUAAACAUGCAGAAAUUGCUUCAUCAGCUGUAAAUGAUUGUCGUUUUUGUUAUUUGCUUGAAAAUAAAAUACUUUGUACCAGU